AUGGCCGCAACCACCGAACCGACUACGAAGACACCAGGGGGUGUCCCGCGAGCCACGCCUGGGCGCGGCUCGCCAGCGCGUGCGCCUACCGCACCCGCAGUCGUCAACGAUGGACCCGCUCGCGAGAGCGGGAAGCGAGACGAUAAGAUCCUCGCCGCGCUCGCCGCACUCACCGAUCGACUGGCGAGCCUCGAGUCGUCGCAGAGAGUGCGAGACGAGGAGGAGCGCAUGCUCGGGGCCGUGGAGAGCGGACUGUUCGCCUCGAAACUCGGCGCCAACAUGCGUGACCGACCGAUGACGAUAGACGCGAUCGGAGAAGCGGAGGAGAAGGCACCGGUGUCACGUGGAUACCAGCGCGCGACUGAUCUUGGCGCGUCGCGAUUCGCAUCGCUCAGGCCACCUCGCGCGCGAGCAGCACCGCAGCUGCAGCAGCGCGCACCAGCGUCUGCGCCACCUCCGCAGGAGCAUGCAGCGCUACCUCCGCCGCAACAAUUCGCUCCGCCACAAGCCUAUGUGCGACCGGGCCUCAACGGCUACGGGAUGCCGUCCGCUAGCCAGCGGAAGUUGAACAUACGCAAGUUCGAUGGUACGGAGCUGUACCGCGGACUCGGGAGCGGAUUCUUUGACCGGGGGCGUACGUUUCUGCGCGCGGUGAGCCUCGCGGAAGCGUCGUGUGGUUUCGGAUGGACCGAAGACGUCAAGGUCGACCUGCUUGGGCACUUUCUCGCCAGCACGGCUAAGAGGUACUAUCACAAGCAGGUCGAUACCUGGUGGACGCAAUCACCCACACUGGAGUACAUCAUGGAGCAGCUCCUGCGCACGUUCAAGACGUCAAUCACUGCAAGCCAGGCGAUGAAGUUAAUCAUGGCAAAGAAGGACGCACGACGCACCUGGGCCGAGCACUUCCUGUACAUGGUCGCCGUCAGCGAGGCACGCGGUGGUUCCGACUCGCUUGUUCUUGAUAACAUCGUCCACCACGCUUCGCCGGAGCUGGUGAACGUGAUGCGCUCCAAGUAUGAGACCACUCGACUCGACUACCUGCGCCAUGCUGAGGAGCUGGCGCACUUCGCGCAGUCCAUUGAGCACGGCAGCAGCGCGGUGGGUCGUGAGGUCGUCGCCGCGCACGUGGAAGGCAAACCCAAGGGCGCGAUCACGUGCUACCGAUGGGGGCGACCAGGCCACAUCGCAGCCAACUGUCGCGCGCGAGUCGUGCACGAAGACGAGACACCCGCGGAGGGCGGAGGCGCCAGCAUGAUCCUUGCACUGACCGAGAAGCGCAGAGCGACCACGAAGAAGCGCAACAGGAGGAAGAAGGGCUCGCGCGGCAAGGACGCCGCAGCGACCAAUGUAAGUGAUGGGGCGCGAACCAUAGACGACUCAUGCGGCUUCGUGCUUACGACGAGCGACGGAGUAAGAGCCACGGACGGCACGAGCGGCCUCGUACUUGCGGCGACCGAUGCCACGGGCGUCGACCGAGGAGACUGGAUCCUCGAUAGCGGCGCGAGCCGGCAUCUUGUCAACGACGAGUCGCUGCUGCUCAAGUCGACGGCUUGCAGCCACGAGAUUGCAAUGGCAGACGGCGAGUCGCUUCACCUGACGCGUGUCGGCAGCGUGCGCCUCGAGGUUCUUGCGCGCGGCGCUGAAGCGGUAGUGACGCUCACGGAUGUGUACUUGGCGCCGCGACUGGCAAAGAACAUUGUGUCGUACGGCAAGCUCGCCAACAAAGGAUUUGCCCUAGUGCACUCCGGCGAAAGGCGCUCGCUCGCUCGGUGCAGAGAUGGCCACGCGCGACAAGGAAGGUGCAACGGAGACGCGAUCAUGGCGGCGCUCGAAGCGCAUGCAACGGAAACCAACGCCGAUGAGCCGCACGAAGCCUCGCUGUUGCACUGGCACCAGAGACUCGGCCACGUUGCGUUCGACACGAUCGAACGCAUGGCGCGCGAUCCGGCAUCGGGCAUUCGACUCAGCAACAACAAGCGUAUGGCGUGCGUGUCGUGCCUCGAAGGCAAGCAGAAGCGCAACGCGCAGUCCCAACAAGACAGCGGCAAGAACUCGCCCAUCGAUCGCAUCGGCGGCGUCAUCUGUUCGGACCUGAAGGGUCCAAUGACGCCGCGGGACCGACUCGGCAAUCGUUACCUUGUGAACUUCAUUGGUCACAAGAGCAACUACUGCCGAGUCUUCCUCGCGCGCACGAAGGACGCUGCGGCGAGGCAGUUCGAGGCGUUCCUCGUCCACUUCGAGAAGCUUUUCGGGUUCAAGGUCCACGUGCUCCGCACGGACGGCGGCAGAGAAUACGCCAACGUGGACCUGUUCUGCGAGCGCACGGGCGUCGCGCGCCAAGUGUCGGAGGCGCGAAAUCAGGCCUCAAACGGCAAGGCGGAAAGAAUGCACCGGACAGUGCUGAACCUUGCGCGCAGCAUGAUGUUUGCCUGCGCGCUGCCCCUGAUGUUCUGGGGAGACGCGGUACUAUACGCCGUUCACAUCCUCAACCGGAGCCCUACGCGAGCAAACGCAAAGAGAGCGUCACCACUCGAGGUGCUGACGGGCAAGACGCCGGAUCUGCGUGGAAUUGUUGUUUUUGGCUCCCAGUGCAGCGUGUAUAGAGACCCGCGCAAGAACUUGCUGCUGCAGCGCUCGGGGCGCGCCAUCAUUGUCGGCGUCAGCGAGGAAACCAAGGGCUACAAGGUGCUGCUGCCGCGUGACAAUAAAGCGGUCGUCACGCAGCACAUCAAGAAUAUCGAGACACUGACGGAGGCGCAAAACGCGCAACUCCAGCGCGCGAUGGACGUCGGCGAUCGAGCCGGAGGCCAGGAGGAGACGGACGCGCCAGCAGCAGCAGUGGCGAACGAUGGUCGCGCAGAGGGCAACAUGGAGACGCGUAAAAGCAGAAAGAGAUGGACGCGAAAGGCCCAUGGAACACGCGGGGCGUUGAAACGCGCAGAAGCGGCUGCUCGUCAGGAGGAGACAGCCGCGAGCGGAGAAGUCGUAAAUGCUGCUUUCGAGCAUGAUCCGCUUAACUACGGACAGGCGAUGCGCAGCGGCAAGCGCGAAGGGUGGAAGAAGGCGAUGCAAGAGGAGAUCGCCGCGCUCGAGGCCAACGACGUAUGGACUAUCACAAGGCGAACGGCAGGACAGCAUGCGCUGCACACAAAAUGGGUCUAUAAGACCAAGACAGAUGCACAGGGCGACCUCGAGCGGCUGAAAGCGCGACUGACGGUCAAAUUGAUCCUGGCUCUUGCUGCUACGUGGGGAAUGCCUGCCAAGCACGGUGACAUCCCCAACGCCUACGUUAAAGCGGACAAGGAGCCGCACCUGCGCAUCUAUCUACAGAUGCCGCGCGGCAUGCCAGUCUCGAAGGAGACGCUACGAGCGCAAGGCGUUUCGAACACGAGCGAGCUGGUGCUGGAGCUGCGGAAGAGCCUCUACGGGCUCAAGCAGGCAGGCCGGCUGUAG
Peronospora matthiolae is the source of this 3453-nucleotide messenger RNA. Lineage: Eukaryota; Oomycota; Peronosporomycetes; Peronosporales; Peronosporaceae. The record is from the annotation of a GenBank genome assembly.